GGCGGCCGUGCGCCCAUGCGCGCUCCUCCCCUCCUCCCCGCGCCACUGCAGGGCUCCGGGCGGCUCGGCUGCCUCCCCCACCCGCCGCCCUGGAGCGCGCGGGCGGGGUGUUCCCUGAACCGCCCGCGGCCGGAGGGGGAGGGGUGUGAAGUCAGUGCCCCCACCCAGGCCCCACCUCCUCGGGGGGCCGGCCCCUGGGAGCCCGCCUCCCCGAGGAGACUGCGGCGGACCCGGGCUUGGGGGGACCCCCCCUCCACCCCCAACCAUAAGCGAGGAGGAGCGCCGACACCCCCGUCUUGCCCCUUGCCCGCCUCCGCUCGCGUUGGGGGCUGGGGAGCACCGCACUUUUUUCCAGCGGCCCCGAGCGUUCCACCCCGGGGAGGAGCACCGGGGAGGAGGGCCGCGCUGCCCCGGGCCCCGCCUCCGGGAUCGGGCGUGGGCGGGGCCCGUCCCGUCCUCCUCCGGCCCGUAAAUAGGAAGGUCGUUGAUUAUUCACAAUUUCAGGAAUCUGAUGAUGCUGAUGAAGAUUACGGAAGAGAUUCGGGUCCUCCAGCUAAGAAAAUUCGAUCAUCUCCACGAGAAGCUAAAAAUAAAAGGCGAUCUGGGAAGAAUUCACAGGAAGAUAGUGAAGACUCAGAAGAAAAAGAUGCAAAGACUAAGAAGGAUGAUUCUCACUCAGCAGAGGACAGUGAGGAUGAAAAGGAAGAUCAUAAAAAUGUGCGCCAGCAACGGCAGGCAGCCUCUAAAGCAGCUUCUAAACAGAGAGAGAUGCUCCUGGAAGAUGUGGGCAGUGAAGAAGAACAGGAAGAAGAGGACGAGGCGCAGUUCCAGGAGAAAGAUUCCGGCAGCGAUGAAGAUUUUCUAAUGGAAGACGAUGAUGAUAGUGAUUAUGGCAGUUCAAAAAAGAAAAACAAAAAGGUGGUUAAGAAGUCCAAACCUGAGAGAAAAGAAAAGAAAAUGCCCAAACCCAGGCUAAAGGCUACAGUGACGCCAAGUCCUGUGAAAGGCAAAGGGAAAGGUCGCCCCACAGCUUCAAAGGUGUCAAAGGAAAAGACUCCUUCUCCCAAAGAAGAGGACGAGGAGCCGGAGAGCCCCCCGGAGAAGAAGGCCUCCGCCAGCCCUCCGCCCGAGAAGUCUGGGGACGAAGGGUCUGAAGAUGAAGCCCAGUCUGGGGAGGAUUAAAAGUGAUGAUGGUUUGGGAGAGAUUUUAUUUAAAAAAAGAAAAGGAAAAAAAAAAAAAGGAAAAAAGGGGCAAAAAAAAGAAAACUACAUAAGAUAGAACGUGGUUUUGGCUAGGGCUUUGACUCGUGGGCUUUCAGUGCUUUUUUUUCUUUUGUUGAAAAUAACUUUUUUUAAAACUUUUUUUUUUUUUUAAGAAAAUCUUUGUAUGUUUAAUUUACCUUUUUGUCUAUUGGUCUUUGCUACUACCCUCCUCUCCCUCCCUUUUUCAAUGAAAGCCAUGUCAAGUUAAUCACUGGAUUGACUGCUUCAUCUUUUUAUUUUUAAAGGAUGGUAUACCACAGUUGUAAAGCAAUAAGAUUUGAGAUGAACACUAUGGAAAUGUUGCUUUUUGCUAAACAGUAGCAGGUUGAGCAGUAAUCAAAAAACAUAGAAGGAUUUUAGUUAAAAAUGAUUGCUUCUUUCUCUACUUGGACUUUAAAAAAAUUGUCAUCUAAUACAGGUUUAUUUUUUACCUUGCGAGGCAAGGCAGGGAGUGGGUAACCUGACCUUGUUUGAGAGAGUGGUUUUUUGUUUUUUUUUUUAAUUUCAUCACUUGUUAUCUCAGAGAUUCAGAGCCAGUGAUCCUUUUAUUCUACUACGUCUUUAAGGAAUUAAAAAAAGGAAAAAAAACAAGGAGCGCCAAAACUUAAAUCACACUUAAUUUCCUAGUUUACUCUCUGAUGGUUCAUGUUUUAAAAUAUAUAUGUAUCCUGUUUCUUGGAUAAAUUUUUACCAAGGGUAAAAAAAACAAAACAAAACAAAAAAAAACCCUAGAAUUUAAAUGGCAAGAUCUAUAUAUCAUAGUGGAUUUCUUCUCAAACUGACAAUGUUUAGGUUAUAAGCAAAUAAACUACCGGUUAAUGUGAAA
Molecule: messenger RNA, 2089 nt
Organism: Pipistrellus kuhlii (Kuhl's pipistrelle)
Lineage: Eukaryota; Metazoa; Chordata; Mammalia; Chiroptera; Vespertilionidae
Gene: NUCKS1
Product: nuclear casein kinase and cyclin dependent kinase substrate 1
Exons: 7
Coding region: 16-1182 (388 amino acids)
Biological process (GO): interstrand cross-link repair; double-strand break repair via homologous recombination
Cellular component (GO): cytoplasm
Molecular function (GO): single-stranded DNA binding; double-stranded DNA binding
Source: RefSeq, a predicted model, not a curated record